Messenger RNA from Chionomys nivalis (European snow vole), 2411 nucleotides. It is a transcript of the gene Echdc1, whose product is annotated as ethylmalonyl-CoA decarboxylase 1. NCBI's taxonomy places the organism in Eukaryota, Metazoa, Chordata, Mammalia, Rodentia, Cricetidae. Gene Ontology annotation, cellular component: cytosol. The record is from RefSeq and is a predicted model, not a curated record. Gene Ontology annotation, biological process: fatty acid beta-oxidation. The coding region runs from base 386 to 1285 and encodes 299 amino acids. Gene Ontology annotation, molecular function: enoyl-CoA hydratase activity. The transcript has 6 exons.
GCCCGAGAGUGAGCAGGCUCGGCACGGCAGGAGCAAAACAGGUCAGCGGGCCAGAGUCCCGGAAGCCGAGGUGAGAGCGGAAGAGGGUCGCGCGCAGCGGAAGGUAGCGUACGGAAGGUGGCGUACGGAGAGCGGAAGAGGGGCUUGAGAAAGCGGAAGGGGAAGUCAGCGCUGGGGCUCUGGGGCCGUAAACCUGGACAGCGGCGGUCGGCGAGCGUGGGAGCUCGGCUCCCCCGGGAACCCCGGAACCCAGUGUGGCGUGAUGGGGGAGGAGCGCCGUGCCCGGCGAUUCCUGAGCGGAGGAGCGCGCGACUGCGCACCGGGUCGCCGCGCAGGCGCGCUGCCCUCUGCCGGCUGCUGAAGUCAGUGCAGGAGCCGCUCAGAAAUGGCAAAAAGUCUUCUGACUACAUCUCUGUCUGCAAGGAUGAAACUGUUACAAACAGGGGUGUCGCUUUAUAACACAUCCCAUGGCUUCCACGAGGAGGAAGUGAGAAAGGUACUGGAGCAGUUUCCUGGCGGCUCCAUUGACCUCCAGAAGAAGCAGAAUGGCAUUGGCAUUCUCACUCUGAACAACCCCAGUAAAAUGAAUGCCUUCUCAGGUGUCAUGAUGCUACAACUUUUGGAAAGGGUAAUUGAUCUGGAAAAUUGGACAGAAGGGAAAGGCCUCAUUGUCCAUGGGGCAAAAAAUACUUUUUGCUCAGGAUCUGAUCUGAAUGCUGUGAAAGCACUCUCCACUCCAGAGAAUGGAGUGGCCUUAUCUAUGUUCAUGCAGAACACCUUAACAAGAUUUAUGAGACUACCAUUAAUAAGCGUUGCUCUGGUUCAAGGCUGGGCAAUGGGUGGAGGAGCAGAAUUUAUCACAGCGUGUGAUUUCAGGUUAAUGACUGCAGAGAGUGUGAUCAGAUUUGUCCACAAGGAGAUGGGUAUAGUUCCAAGCUGGGGUGGUACCAGCCGGCUGGUUGAAAUCAUUGGUAGCAGACAAGCUCUCAAAGUGUUAAGUGGGACCCUCAAAGUGGACUCCCAGAAAGCCGUAAAUAUAGGCUUGGCUGAUGAGGUCUUACAGUCUUCUGAUGAAGCUAAGGCUCUCAAAGAGGCCGAAGAGUGGCUAGAGCAAUUUGUUAGUGGGCCUUCAGAAGUCAUUAGAGGGUUAAAAAAGUCUGUUUGUUCAGGUAGAGAACUGCACUUAGAGGAAGCGCUACAGAAUGAAAGAGAUGUUUUAGGAACACUGUGGGGUGGCCCUGCAAACUUAGACGCUAUUGCUAAGAGAGGGAAACAUACUAAAUAGUUUCUAAGGUGUGGGUGUACAAGUUGAAUCUGCAGUGAGAACAUGGUGAAAGUGAAGUGACGUUUAAAAUGAGCAGAACUCUUGACGCUGACUGCUAAUAUGUUUAUUUGGUUUGGGUGGUAUUUCUAUAUCUCAAUUUGUUGGUUUUUCUUUAACAUUCGCUUAAAUCAUUUUUUUACCAAUUUGUACAUUCCUAUAGUAAUUCCUAUCCUAGAAUCAAGGAUCAAUUUACAAACAGAAAGCCUAACCUUGAGCUUAUCCUUGGUGACAUACUUAUUCAUCUAAAUAUUAAGGCAUGGUGUUUGUUAUACCUGUUAUGUAGCCAGGGUGGCCUUGAAUUUCUAAUGCCCCUGCCACUACCUCCCAAAUGCUAGUAUAUACUAUUGUGUCUGGCCAUUUUGUUCUUUCUUAAAAUUGAUUUAAUUUACAAAAACAAAAUAAAAAGACCUCAGUAAAGUUCUCAUAUGAAGCAAACAUCAGGGAGAAAUAGAGGUGUGUAAGAAAUAGUAGUCAUUUCUGCUCUGUAGACUUAAGGGUACUGGUGGGAAAUGGCCCUUCAUUGAAAAAAAAAGUACACUUUUUGCUGAGUUUGGAGCUUUAGUUGGUCUUUUUAAACCAUAUUUCAAAUGACCCAAUGAACAGUGAAAGCCAGUACACAGAGCAAGCACUUACUGGCUGUACAAAGUAGCUUUGCAUUGUUCUCUGGACUUCUUCAGCCAAUGGUAAAACAUUACUGUCGAUGGGGUUUAUAACAGAAACUAUUAAAGAUCUGUGAAGCUAACUUUUAUUUUUGCCAGGUUUAUUUCUUAAAUAUUUAAUUCUUGUGUGGCUGUCUUUUAAUAUUAAAUUUAAUCAAAACAUGUAAUCGAAGCAUUACGUCAUCCCAGAAUUCACUUCUUUAAAAUGUUUCUCUAAGAACUGUUUUUCCAAUCUGUUUCAACAAGCGAUAAAAAACACUCAAAGUAGUGACUAUUUUUUGUUGUUUUAGCACUCAGCUAACUUGAUAGUCCUAAUAAAGGGAAUUUAGAAGUAUGUACCCACAUGAUCUCACGUUUUAAAGAAAACAGACAUGAUUUUUCCAGAGACAAAUUCUUCCCACUUUUGUAUUCACCAAUACUUUCUACCU